Molecule: messenger RNA, 8628 nt
Organism: Lepisosteus oculatus (spotted gar)
Lineage: Eukaryota; Metazoa; Chordata; Actinopteri; Semionotiformes; Lepisosteidae
Product: carbohydrate sulfotransferase 1
Biological process (GO): sulfur compound metabolic process; N-acetylglucosamine metabolic process; carbohydrate metabolic process
Cellular component (GO): Golgi membrane; trans-Golgi network
Molecular function (GO): N-acetylglucosamine 6-O-sulfotransferase activity
Source: RefSeq, a predicted model, not a curated record
UUCCAAUUGGACUGUCGAUUCUUCCCCGCUAUUGGACAUUCCUGCCAGUGCUCUGUACGGAGGAGUAUUUAAACAACUUAGCUAGCCGAGGAAGCAAGAUGUGAUUUUCCCGAGAUUGUUGAAGUAGACGCUAGAUUUUGGAUGAAAUAAACAAAAGAGAAAGGAUGUAGAUUGUCGGGAGGCUGGUGGGAUGGAGUGCUCCUGGAAGACGGUGGUGCUCCUGGUGUGUGCCUCCCUUGGGAUCCAGUACACAGCCAUCCGGUCCCUGAGGGCCUCGCUCCCCUCACCCUGCCCGGGCGGCGACCUCUGCCCCCACAGGGAUCUCAAAGAGUAUGGAUGGAGAUCGCUCUGCGACGAUGGAAUUCAGCCUCCCGGAACCUCCCACUUUCACGGCAGGAACCACAUCAUCCUUUUCGCGACCACUAGAAGUGGAUCGUCCUUCACCGGGCAGCUGUUCAACCAGCACCCUGACAUCUUCUACCUGUUCGAGCCGCUCUACCACGUUCAGCAGGCGUUCACCAACUCCAGCACGCGGCUUCGGAAAAUCCUGGACCGCCGCGCCUUGCUGGGCGCGUACAGAGACCUGCUCCACAACCUCUACAACUGCGAUUUCUACUUUUUGGAGAAUUACAUCAAACCGGAGCCCAGGGACCACGUCACGGGCUCAUUCUUCAGGAGGAGUUCCAGCAGUGCCUUGUGCUCUCAUCCAGUGUGUAAGGAACUCCCCGACACCGAAGAGCCGGAUGAAAUCUGGUGUUCUAAGAAGUGUCGGACGCUCAACCUCACCCUGGCUGCUAGAGCGUGCCAGAAAAGAGGGUCUAUGGCUAUUAAAACAGUUCGGAUCCCCGAAAUCAAGGACCUGAAGAUCCUCUCGGAGGAUCCAAGGCUGAACCUGAAGAUUGUACACUUGGUGCGAGACCCUCGGGGAAUCCUGGCGUCAAGGAUGGUCGCUUUCAUGGACCAGUUCCGCGCUUGGAAAAUAUGGAACGCCACUGGCAGGAGACCGCAUUACAUUGACCUCUCCCAGAUCACCAGGACGUGCCAAGAUCUGUCGGACUCAGCUGAGACUGGCUUUCAGAAACCCUCCUGGCUGAGAGGGAAGUACUUGCUGGUUAGGUAUGAGGACUUGGCUAAAAAUCCAGAAGAGAAAGCCAAAGAAAUUUACAAGUUUAUCGGCCUGGAGAUGGAUGAAAAAGUUCGCACUUGGAUAAUGCACAACACCAACAGAAGCGCAAUCCCAGAAGGGAAUUAUAAAUUUUCAACAACGAGAAAUUCCAAAGCUACCGCUGAAAGCUGGAGAUUAAAUCUGGCUUUUGAUAUUGUUCAGACAGUCCAAACUGUUUGCAAUAACACUUUAUAUCUGUUAGGGUACAAACCUGUGAAUUCAGUGACUGACCUGAGAAAUAUGUCCAACAGUUUAGUUGAGCCAAGAAAUUUUUUGCCAUUUUUGUGAUGAUGGUGUUGUUUAAAAGAUCAUAAUGUGGUAUGUAAGGACUUUAACACAAUAUGGAUUUUUGUAUUUGCCUGAUGGGUUUGUGUGAUCAUAAGACCUGAUGAACUGUGUAUUUUUCUAAUAAUAAUUUCAUCACAGUACACUGAAUAUUGAAAAGUACUGUUGAUUUUUCCAAUAUCAAACUAAUUCUGAAUGCUGUGCAACAGAUCACUUACAGCAGUGCGAAUCUCAGGUGACUGUAGACAUAAACAAUAUAAAAAAAUAUUUGUAAGUUUACAUAUCAUAGGUUCUGCUGAGUCAACUGCCAGUAUUAUGUAGUUUCCAAUAACCCAAAAUCAAAAUGAGUAUGUGUGUGUAUAUAUCUCACAAGAACAUUUUAUUAUCUUGAGCUGAGGUGUUACACUAACAUUUUGGGAUUCUUAAAUUUAAAGCUAAUGUAUAAAUAAACCAUACUUAACCAUACACCAUACAUUAAAAAGCAAAGAAAGUGCAGUUUGCACCAUUACUGGUAAUAAUUUAAUGUAUUGUAGUGUCAGACAGUAGCUAUAAAAAUCUGUGCAAAUUAGAACUGAAAUAUCCAGUAUGAAAAUAUUAUAAUAAAAUAAUGCAAGAAAGUCAGAAGAGAUUGAAAAAAUCUACACAGAGUGCAUUAAAAGCAUACCCAGACAUUAAGAAAUACAGGCACUGAACUUCCUGUCAUUCAGUGCACAAAUAAAAAGGAUUGUGUUAAUAAUAAUUGCUGCUAUAAUUGCCUUUCUGUCGUAAAUGUACAGUAGAUGCCUGCUAAAGAAAAAGGGAUGCAGCAAAAAAAAUGGUCUUUUAGUUUUUUGGGGAACUUUUUGACUCGGCAAAAUACAUGCUGAGGCCCGUCAUAUUCUAAUGAGCAGCCUUGACAUACGAGACGCAUAAUGUGUACAAUAUACUGUAUGACACAACUCCAUACAAGGUCAUUGAUUUAAAAGGGCAGUGCCUACCUGGAAGAAGCUGGCCACCCAUGUUAAUAACAGUGAUUCCUUCAGAUCUUACGUGAAACAGCUCAACGGGAUCUUCUGCUCAAUAUGUUCCCAGCAACCUAAUGGGCAGGAUGGAGCAAAUCACCGUUUUGUGUUCUUCAGUCUGACGCCUGGAAAUAAACACCCACAUAGCAGUAGGGUGGUCUUGUGGACUAAGCAGGACCUGCUCCAGAGGGUGUUCAGUCUACCUGGAGUGCUGACAUAUUAUAGGAAAUAAUAAUAAUAAAACACUUUUAUGGAUUAGGGUGCUCUUCUGAAUACGGCAGGUCUUUCUCCAUAUAGUUAUACGUGUGUACUGUAUAAAUACAAGGUUAUAUACUGUAUACUGUAGUCUUCUUGGGAUGUUUUAAUUGUUAUGUAUUUGUGUUCCUUUUAAUUUAGCAUCUCUUUUUAAAACGAAAUGUAAAACUGGAGAUCAGGGGCUGUGAACCCCUGUAGCUGUACACACCAGUGUUUUCCCUUUAUUUUCCAGACUCAGCAUGCUUCCCGGGAGGCCAUUUCUGCCAUGAGAGCGAUGGUGCUUGUCCUGUUCCUGCUCUGGAACGGUUGUGCUCAUGUUUCCCAUACCGGUGUGCCCAUUCAUCUGACACCCCUGUCCACGGUGUGUGCUUGCCUUUAUUCACUGUUGCAAAUAUACACAAAAAAAUUUUGAAGAGCUUACUUUCUCCUAGCGAGAACAGGAGGCACUUUUUCAUGCAAAGGGUUGUGAGAGUCUUUAAUGAGGUACCAAGCCAUGCUGUUAAACCUGAUGCCCUGAAUUAUUUUAAGAAGUAGUUGGAUAAGAUCUUGGGAUUAGUGUCUUAACAGAAACCAAACAAGCUAGAUGGGUUGAAGGGCCUUCUGUUUUCUGGAACCCCUCUGUAUUUUUGUAACUUUACUAGCCUGUAUGAAUGUGUAUAAUCUGAAUGGAAUAGCGUUGGUGGCUUGGCUCAUGUAUAGGUUAAGAAAUCACCCUUUUCACUUGUUGGCUGUUGUUUAGUAAAGGAGUUGGGAUCUGUGCUGUUGAAGGUCCUGUCUUUUGAAUCAGACAGUUGAAUUUGUCUAAGAGAUGGAAAGAUAUGGUUUUAAAAAGAAACACUUUGCAUUUUGUAUUUUUUUUCAGGUCCUUGAUAGUGUCUCAUUUAAUAAUGUUCACAUAAUGUAUCAUACUUUUCAUUUUUUCAAAAAUGGAGAGUCUUUCUUCACACUUAUGCUAUGUGAUCACAAAUCACAUUAUUGUUAUUUAUGAGUUUAUCUACUGUAUGUAGUUAAUUUAUCUAUGUAGACCCUAAAAUGAGAUAUAUCAUUAAAUGUAAGUAUGCUAUGCUCAUACACCUUAUUUUUAGUCUACAUGUAAUCUAUAUACAGUACAACCUUGCAUGAAUUACCUUCUAAAUAUAUAUUGUAAAGCAUUUACCUAAACAUCCUUAACUUGCAAAGUACAAUAGCCAAGAGUAUAACAUUCAAACAUCCAAAAAUCAGAAAUGCUUGUUUAUUCAAUCUUGUUUUAUGUCUGCUUUAAAAUAUAUCACUUUAUUUAUGUCCUAAAUAUUACAUGCUUACAUAAUAGAAAAACCAUCAUAACAAAUAUUUGUGGAGAAGUUGGUAGGGUUCUAGCUGGAUGGUUAUGGGCUCAAAUCCCAGGUGAGACACAGUUGUUGUUCCCUUGAGUGACGUGCUUCCCUCCAACUGCUCCAGUGAAAUACCCAGCUAUGUAAAUGGGUAUUUACAUAUAACUGUAAGGUGCUUUGGAUGAAAGCAUCAGCCAGAUUCAUUGCGUGAAGGCACUGCCUGUCCAUGUGAUUUUCUGGAGUCUGAUUCAAUGAAAUAUUUUUUAACCUUUCUCACUCGGAUGAUAAGAAGUGAGCAGGGUAUCUGUAACUGAUGCCCAAAGGGAUUGUGUUUUUCCCAAGUACCUUUACCAGACAGCUGCUCCCUGUUCUGUAGCUGCAUUACUUGCUCCCUGAUCAAAUCAGUCGUAUGGAAUUUUGACUCACUAAUAUGAGUAGCCUUGCCCAUCUGGCAAUAUGUAUGGUAUUAAUGGAGAAUGGGGAGCAGGCAGAAGGGAGAGAUCUCAAUCCAAUGAGAUGUGUGUUCACUGUAUGAAAUAACCUAGGCAUGUCUAGAAAACAGUGAUUAUAUACCUCUGAAAUGUCACUGCAUUCCCCAUACUCUGAAUCUUUAACCAUAUUUUCAAUGUGAAAAUAUGAUGGACGUGCAAAACAGAUUUAAGAAGAGUAACUUAUGCAUACUUAAUAGACAUUGGGGAAUUGUAUUCUCAAAAUGAUCAAAAAGUGUCCAUUUGUUUUACCAUUUAGUUUACAGUAUAUUUUUUGUGAUAGAUUGCCAGAUUAAAUUUACAGCUACACUGAAGGAAAGUCAGUCAGAAAAGGUUUGUCUCACCUGAUAUUGAAUGACAGGAUCAAAGCUGGUUCCUUGUCAGUUCAUGACUUCAUCUUUCACAGAAAUUGGCUUCAGCUGUUUAUUUGAUCUCUGACUGAAUAAGGAAGCCAGAACGAUUGCAGAUUCCAUUUUCCCAGAUAACAAUCUGAAUGUUAAGACACUCAUUUUAUUUAUUUAUAUUUUUGCUUAUUUACUUUAUAUUUUAUUUGGGGGAAAAUGAAAUAUUGCUUUAAAAGAAGAGUCUGGGACAAAAAAUAAUCCACAGUCUGUAACCCUGAAGAUGUUCUUCAGUGGGAAAAUGCAAAUAGAUGUUCCACCACUUCAGUGAAGAAAAUAAAGAAUGUUGGCAUCGCUAUGCCACUUCAGAAGCUUUCAGAUUUCUGCCAGGGGAGCCUGAGUCUUCCACAAAAGGGAGAGGCACUCAUUCCAAGUCAAUGGAACAAGCUUGUGUCAGGACCCAAAGGCAACAAUAUGACAGAAGAAAAUCUAAUGACAAGUCUUUUAGCUUGUUUUUCCAAUGCCUGUUGUCAUUGCGCUGGAUCAGAAUAAAACAUCUGGAUGAACACUUAAAUAACACUGUUUUAAGCCUGGUUUCUACUACAGCAUAUAGCGCAAGACACAACCACAUGAUGAAAGUAAAUGGACUGAAAGAGAGGCUGUAUAAUUAAAAAUGCAAAAUGUGUUCUGUGGUGUCACCAGGGAAAAAGCAGGUGUAAAAGGGAUGUUACUCACACCACACUGGUCUUCUCCGCUACUUUGUCCAUUUGUAUUCCGAUUCCAAUCCGUAAUCCAUUUCCUGUAUCCUUAAACAAUCCAAAUUCCAAAGUCCGUAUGUCCACACAAAUCCGUGCCCUAUCCAAAUCGCAACCCACAAACUGUAGUCCAUAAUCCGUAAACCGUAGUCCGUUAGUCCUUAUCCACAAUCGUAAUCCUCCUCUUCCUCCAAAAACCAUUCACCUUGUCAGCUUCCACGCUGGCUCACCGCUUCUGGGGCAUUUAUAUUUUGUUUCCUGAUGUAGCUCACCUGUGUCUCAUUGUAUCGCUGAAUAGACUUUCUCCAACAACAGGUCAGCUUAUUCUCCUUGGCGGCCAUCUUGCUCAGGUCUAUAUUAAGUAUAUUAAGUGUUUUUUUCCGGAAAUACUGGUUAUGAAUGACCCUUCCCCUGGUAAUCUUACAUUCCCUCCCCCUGAGAUCAGCCCCGUCCUCAGGCAGUCUAGAUAAAAAUAAGCAGUGCAUUCAGGAGAGGGCAUCUACAGUACAUUCCCUUGUUUCCUUGCGGGUCUAUAUACUGUUCGGAAUUGAAACCUUUGAAGACAAAGACUCCAUCCCGUAAUUCGAUUAUUUUUGUCCAUAUUUUGUAGGUUAUGAUGCAUCAUCUGUAUACAAUAUAAACUGUCUUCCUAAUAAAUAAUACCUUAAAUAGUCAAGGGCCCAUUUUAUUGCUAGACAUUCUUUUUCUAUCGUAGAAUAGUGUUUUUCUGCGGGAUUUAACUUACGACUAAUACAUACAACAGGAUGCUCCAGACCAUCAAUUUCUUGUGUGAGUAUGGCUCCAAUUCCAGUGUCAGAAGCAUCAGUUUGUACCAUGAAAGGUUUAUUUAAGUUCGGUACCUAUAAGACUGGUUGAGAAGAGAGAGUUGUUUUUAAGACUUGAAAGGCCCUCUCUUCCAAUUCGGUCCAUUUUAUUUUUUCAGGACAACUUGUCUUUGUUAAAUCAUGUAGAGGGGCGGCAAUGGAAGCAAACCCUGGAAUGAAACGGCGAUAACUCGCAAGUCCCAAAAAUGUUCGUAUUUGCCUCUUCGCAGAAGGUUUGGGACGGUUUUUAAUUAACUGCACCUUCCAGUCUUGUGGCAUGAUCAAUCCUCUCCCAAUCGUAUAACCAAGAUAAUUGGCUUCCCGGGCCCCUAAACAACAUUUCUUUGGAUUGGCUGUUAAUCCUGCUUCUCACAGAGCUCCAGUCACUGCUUCCAGGUGUUGUAGAUGUUGUUCCUAUUUCGUGCUAUGAAUUACGACGUCAUCCAAGUAGGCAGCCGCAAAACGUAAUAGACGAUUAGGUCUCAAUAUUCGGUCCAUUAACCAUUGAAACGUAGCUGGAGCACCAUGUAAACCAAAUGGUAGGACCCGAUACUGGUACAGCCUCUCAGGUAUGGCAAAAGUGGUCUUGGCUUUAUCUUCUUCAGCCAGCGGCACUUGCCAAUAUCCUUUCGUAAGAUCAAGUGUACUGAUAUAUUGGGCGUUACCUAAUAGCUCGAUUAGUUCUUCUAUACGGGGCAUAGGGUAUGCAUCAAACAGCGAGAUUUCAUUUCAACUUUUUGAAAUUGUUACAAAACCGAAUAGUUCCAUCUGGCUUUGGUAUCAAAACUAUCGGGCUAUUCUCAUAUCUAGCAUUUUUCCCACCUCCUCUUUAAUUAAUUUUCUUUUGGCUUCCGGUAUUCGACAGGGGGGUAGUCUUACCCUCUUCCCUGGUUCUGUGAUAAUCUUAUGUCGUAUAAGAAGUGUUCGACCAGGUGUCCGGGAAAAAACAUCUUUGUUUUCCCUAGGAAUUCUUGUAAUUCCUGCUUCUGAGCUGGAGCCAGGUAUCCCAUGGCUACAGCACCUGUUUCUUCUUCCAUAGGGUCAGGGGAGAAGUGGGAGAGCAGGACUUCUGUACCAUGCCAUUUCUUCAAUAAAUUUACAUGGUAGAUUUGAUGCUGCCGUCUUUUGUCAUGUUGCUUGACCUUGUAGUUAACCGGACCCACUUUUUCCACCACCUCAUUCUGGGGUUGGAACUAAGACCAAUACUUUGUCCCCAGGCUGAAAUUCUCUCACAAUAGCUCCCCUAUUAUACAUCUGUUUUUGUUGAGCCUGGGCUUUCUCCAGGUUUUCCUUCACAAUGGGAACAAUAAUGUUUAUUCUUUCUCUCAUCUGCUCCAUGUGUUCAAUGAUGCUCCCAAGAUUCUUUGGCCAAGUCUAAUAGGCCCCGUGGUUUCUGAGAGUAUAGGAAUUAAAAUGGGGAAAAUCCGUUCAAGGCCCAAGGUACUUCUCGAACGGCGAACAUGAGAUACGGGAGCAGCUGAUCCCAAUUUUUACCAUCCUUUUGCAUGGCCUUCCUCAGCAUGCUUUUCAGGGUCUUAUUAAAACGUUCGACUAGCCCGUCGGUUUGAGGGUGAUAGACCAAGGUUCAGAUCUGAUGUAUACCCAAUAGCUUACAUAAGUCUCGCAUUACUUUUGACAUAAAAAGAGUUCCUUGGUUGGUUAAGAUCUCUUUAGGAAUUCCCACCCUAGCGAAAAGUUCUUCUCCGUUACUUUGUCCAUUUGUUUUCCGAUUCCAAUCCGUAAUCCGUUUCCUGUAUCGAUUAAACAAUCCAAAUUCCAAAGUCCAUAUGUCCACACAAAUCCGCACCGUAUCCAAGUCGCAACCUACAAACCGUAGUCCGUUAUUCCUUAAUCCUUUUAACCACAAUCCUAAUCACCCUCUUCCUCCAAAAUGCAUUUACCUUGUCAGCUUCCGCGCUGGCUCACCGCUUCUGGGGCAUUUAUGUUUUGUUUCCUGAUGUAGCUCACCUGUGUCUCGUAUCGCUGAAUAUGCUUUCGCCAACAACGGGUCAGCUGAUUCUCCUUAGCGGCCAUCUUGCUCAGGUCUAUAUUAAGUACUGUAUAUUAAGUGUUUCAUUCCGGAAAUACUGGUUAUGAAUGACCCUUCCCCUGGUCAUCUUACAGUUCAAGCGCAGUAAGGUUUGCUACUUCUUUUUUAUGUUGACGUGCCAGUAUUUGUCUUGAUUUUAUACUGUCUAAAAAAA